Molecule: messenger RNA, 643 nt
Organism: Drosophila sulfurigaster albostrigata
Lineage: Eukaryota; Metazoa; Arthropoda; Insecta; Diptera; Drosophilidae
Product: protein C10
Exons: 1
Coding region: 93-443 (116 amino acids)
Biological process (GO): post-embryonic development
Source: RefSeq, a predicted model, not a curated record
UUUAAGUGACUGUGUGGGGGGUGCGUUUGUGUGUAGUAGAUAGAAACAUUUUUGUGGUGCUGUUUUGUUUGUUAGCAAUUAACUUGUUGGACAUGUCCUAUUUGUCGAGUUUUAAUAAUGAAAGCGCCAAGCAAAUACUAAUGGAUAUCAUACGUACGGUGAAUCAGCCCGAUAACUCCAAGAAACUAUCCGAAGCUAAAGCAUCAGCUGGCAAAGAGAUGAUUUUAAUGAUGCAGCAUGUUUUCCCCUUGGUCAUGCAGCUGCAGUUGGAGGUGAUCAAGUUGCAUGGAUUUCCUGGGAAUCGCGAGGGUCUCGUGCAGUUCUCGCAGCUAAUACGCGAAAUGGAACGCGAUGAUAUGGAAAUAGCACGUCUACGCAGCCAAAUACGUGCAAUAUACUUGCCUCCCAUAGCCAUCAACACUACCAACGAUAUACUCAUCUAAAAAAAGAGUUCCUUGAUUCAUAUUCUGUGGAAUUCCCCAAGACAAAAUGAGACUGCAAUAGUUAAUAAGUGUGUGUGUUUUUCUUGUAUUUUCGAGCUAACAAAUAAAGCAGAGAGAAACAUUCAUCAACAUGGAGUUGAACUCGGCUUAAGUAACAUGGCAUAUCUUUUAAGUAAACAAUAAAAGGAAUAAGAAAUAAA